AUGGCGGAUCAGACUGGUGCUACUACGACUUUUGGGUAUCAGCCCUUGGGUACUUCUUUUAUUGCCAGAGGAGCAAGUGAUACCCCUGUAAUGGAACGAAUGGACGACUGGGCUUUGAAGGUGUUGAUUGUGAUUGCUCAGUACUUCUUGGUAGUGUGGCGUUGGCUGGCCAAAGUGGUUGGAUGGGUAGUUCUCUGGGCCAUUCGGAUAUCCGUGAAAUGCAAUCCUUUGGAAGGCGUGGAUCUAGCAGUAGGGCAAUCAGAGGAUGAUAAUGCCAACCAAGAGGAGGAAGACUUUUAUGAUGCCAUUGCCAACGAAUUUCCAUGUGUCAAUGAAGAUUCUGAUGAGGAUGAUGAAGUGGAACAACCAUUGCGAGAGCAGCCAGAUCAUCCCAGUGCUGGAGGUGAUUCCGUCUCGGAACUUCCCAUUGAACAAUUGGAGCUACCCGCCUUGCCAGCCCCCCGGGGAGCAUCGUCUUCCACGGCGGCUGUGAUUGUCGAGGAAGAGCCGAGUACCAGUCAAGACGAAGACGAUGAACCUCCACAACAACCAACAUCCUUGAUUCCCUAUCGUCCAUUUUCGGCACCGGGGCUACAACUUCAGCCAUCCCCUACUACUAUCGGUACUACUAGCCACCAGUCGGAUGCCUACAUUACGGAAAAUCUCCUCAUCACGUCUAGUAAUUGUCUGCAAAACAGGAAAAAUUCCACACAGGGACUCCCCAAACACAUGCUCAAAAAGCCACCUCCACCUCCAUCACAGCAAAAGGAUGAACCCCACAGUAAUGACAACAACAAUCGUAAUAAGAAACGAAAACCACAAAACGGUGGCAUUCCCACGGAGAUUUUUACCCGUGACAAUCAAGAUCAUCGACCCCGGAGUAGAGCACACACCACACACGAGGACAGUGAUGACGAUCAGGAAUCUACUCGGAAAGAACAGCAUCGCAGAACCAGCACUCGCAAAGGACUCCUGUCCAGUAGCAGUGACGAGGACGACGAGGACAGCGAUAUUGGUGUUUCUCGUCGUAGUAGCCGCAACCGAAAAACAAAAACAGAAAGACACCCAAACAAUCCAACAAAUCCAAACGAGCGCGUCCUUCCAGUGAUGACGACGAGAGCAGGGAAGCAUCGAAACGACAGAAAAGGCGUUCUCCGAGGAGUGAAGAAACCAGCCACAAUCAACUAUCGUCGUUCGCUUCCUUGGCCAGUCGACGAAAACGAAAGCCUUCGCUCCAGCAAGAACAAAAAGAGCAAAAGGAAGAAGGACGACAGUAGUAGUUCCGAGAGUGAUGACGACAGUAGUUCCGAGGAUGACAGUGACGACGACGCAUCGUCCAGCUCGGGUCCUCUCGAUUACAGCCAACUGCCCACACGCCCGAGUGAAUUGCCCCCGGCGUACACCAAGAAAAUUCAUGCCGUCGGAUUUGCCCCUUGGAAUCGCAAAGUGCUGCCCUGUAUGAUUGCCAGUCCGUUUGACUUUUUGGAGGAUUCCUCCUUUCAAAAAGUAUGGAUGACCACGGCGCGCAAACAUUUAAAAGAACACGGCGCACUGGAUGCGGGCGAAUUGCCCUACAUGGUGUAUUGGUUCACGGACAAUUCCUAUGCCGUCGUUCCACCGAAAAAGUUUGUCGACUAUGAGGAUGCCGAAGAAAAAUGGAAACAAAAACCGACGGCGUUGGUGCAGAAACUCCAACGGGGCAAGCCAUUGAAUCGGAGGGAAACCAUGGUCAUGGACGGGCUGGAAGAAGCGGCCGAAUCGGCGCAAUGUCCCGCCAAACAUCGGACGCAUCCGCAAUUGGAAAUGUUGCGGCAAUCACAAAAGCAAAAGCGAAAGGCACGUUCGAGGCGACGACGAUAG
Molecule: messenger RNA, 1860 nt
Organism: Seminavis robusta
Lineage: Eukaryota; Bacillariophyta; Bacillariophyceae; Naviculales; Naviculaceae
Source: the annotation of a GenBank genome assembly